AUGGGUCGCAAGAAAACCAAAGAGCCGAAGCAGAUCAAAGUGGGCGACUUUGUGUUCGCGAAGGUGCGUGGGUUUCGCGCCUGGCCGGCGCGUGUGCUGCAGGAGGACGGCAACAUCUAUCAGGUGUACUUCUACGGCACUUGCAACGUCGCCAAGGUGCGCGGCUCGCAGCUGUUCGACUUCGAGGCGAACAAAGUGCGCUUUGGCCAGAUGAAGCAGAAGCAGUACGGUGGAUUUCGGGAGGCCAUGGAGGACGCAGAGAAGUCGCUGGCGCGACCACGUGAGGAUGAGGGCUAUUUCAAGGCGAAGGUGCAGAGCGCCCGUAGUCAAGUCGCCGCCUUCACCAGAUCCAGGAAGAAGAAGGCGGAUGAAGCGACUCUUCCCUUCAUACAUAUAACCGGGGACUCGGACUAGAGCGUCCGAAUUACGUUGUUUAAGUUUGCACAAAGUGGAAAUGGAAUUUAUCAAAUACAUAAGAUGGACAUGUUUUUAAGUUU
Molecule: messenger RNA, 497 nt
Organism: Drosophila navojoa
Lineage: Eukaryota; Metazoa; Arthropoda; Insecta; Diptera; Drosophilidae
Product: hepatoma-derived growth factor
Source: RefSeq, a predicted model, not a curated record